This is a messenger RNA of Ficedula albicollis (Collared flycatcher), 1352 nucleotides long. Its product is annotated as C->U-editing enzyme APOBEC-1-like. Gene Ontology annotation, biological process: cytidine to uridine editing. Bases 110 to 664 code for a protein of 184 amino acids. Lineage: Eukaryota; Metazoa; Chordata; Aves; Passeriformes; Muscicapidae. The transcript is spliced from 5 exons. Gene Ontology annotation, cellular component: nucleus; cytoplasm. Gene Ontology annotation, molecular function: cytidine deaminase activity; zinc ion binding; RNA binding. The record is from RefSeq and is a predicted model, not a curated record.
CUUUUAUCCCCGUGUGCCAGCAGAGCCUGGGGGUGUGCUUUGGGAGUCCGCAGGACUGCAGGGACAGACAGCAGGACAGCACCGCAGGCCCGCCGGCAGAGGAGAAGCCAUGCCCAGGAGAGGGCUUAGAGGCAUGUACAUAUCUAGGAGGGCAUUGAGACAGCAGUUUGAUCCCCGCACAUAUCCCAGUGAGACGUACCUGCUGUGCGAGCUGCAGUGGGGUGGGAGUGGCAGGUUUUGGAUACACUGGGCCAGAAAUGACGAAAUUACGGAUUCCCAUGUGGAACAUUACUUCCUGGAGCAAAUCUUUGAGCCAAGAAGCUACAGUGUCUGUGACAUCACCUGGUACCUGUCCUGGAGUCCCUGUGCGAACUGCUGCGAUAUAAUCCAGGAAUUCCUGGAGGAGCAGCACAACGUGAACCUCGACAUCCGCGUGGCGCGGGUCUACAACGAGCACAUCCGAGAAAACCGCGCUGCCCUGAGGCAGCUUGCCAACUUCCAGGGAGCAGCCAUCAGAGCCAUGGAUGUCGAAGACUAUAUGUACUGCUGGGACACCUUUUUGCAACAAGGCGGCUAUUUUGAUUUCACGGCUGGGAGCUUUCGAUCGGCGGUGGAGAGGACUCGUUUAAGGCUGGAAGAUAUCCUUGAGAAUUUUCAUUUCUAGAAUGAAAGAAUAUCUCAAGUUGAAAGGGACCCAAAAGGUUCAUGGAGUCCAACUCCCUUCUCUUCGCAGGAUUACCUGGAACUAAACAACAUGACUGAAAUCAUCAUCCAUGUUAUAAACAGUUACCUAGUAGUUGGCUUUCUCUAUAAUUUUUAAUUAUAUUUCUUAUUUCUCUGUUAGUUUUAAUUACAAAAUUGUAAUAGUUUGCAGAUAAUUAGUCUAAGUCUCAAAUUGUUUUUAAGUAUGAUAAAAUUUUUAAUUGCUUGUGGGCAACAUAAAAGGGGAGGCAAGGCUUUCACAAGAUAAAAGUGGACUUGUGAAAGGUGUAUUUUAAGAUGUGAUUAUUAUUGCAAAAUGUGUAUCCAAGACAGCAUAAGUGAAGUAGAAGACAAUAAAGGAAGAGUACCAAUCUUAAAAUGGCAUCAGAAGACCAUCAGAAGACAACCCUAGACUGCCAACAUCUGCAACUACUGAAUUGUGCAAAUGCUGCAAAAAUCUGAAGCAAUAUUGUAGUCAAGGAGCCCCAAAAUAAUAUGGGAAAACAUCUGAGUGAGCAGCACAAUUGUAACAAUAUAAAUACCUGCAGACAGAAGAAGUGGGUGUGCCUGGCUGUGGCCACACACCCAGCAUACGCUGCAACUAUUGCUUUGUGAUUAUUCCUUAUUAUCAUUUAUUAAACUUCUUAAAC